AUAGAAAAAUGAUCAUUUCGCCCUUAUGCAGUAAAUUUUAAAGUAAUUACAGAUCAUUAAAACUGUGGUACUGUAAGAUUGUUAACUAUUGGUUUCACAAAGUUAUAAAAGUUUUACAAAGCUGUCUUUGCAGUAAUACUGAUGCACACAAACCUUUCUUCUUUUUUUUCCCUAAAUUCAUAUCAGGGGGAACAUGUGGUAUUUGUCUUUCUGGGUCCAGAUUAUUUCACUCAACAUGAUGACAUGAUGUGCUCCAGCUCUGUCCAUUUUGCUGCAAAUAGUAGAAUUUCAUUCAUUUUAUGGCUCGUAACAACAAUCUUCAGUAUCAAGCUUUCACUAAAAUGUGAAGACGAGAGGCUCAGCAGCAUUGAAGUGGAAGUAUCAGAAAUGCUGUGUGAGUGUGCCGCUCCUGCUGGUGACAGUGAUGAUGGUGGAUUCAUCCCACAGAGAAAGCAUAGACAUCCUGAAAAGAAGCAGUUGCCUAUUAAGGAGGAUGGAGAAUAUUGAGUGAGAGAACAGGAAAACAAUCCCCAGAGUUCUCUCUCAAGCCAAGAGAAUGCAAAAAAACUGCAAGAUGAAAUGCAACUGAUUCACCUUUGCCAAAAAAAAAGGAGGUAGACAUUCCACCAAAGGAAGAGAAUUAUGAGGUCUCCAAAAAAUGACCUAGUUGAUAACAGUGUCUCUUGUGUUCAGCUUAUUGUCUGAUUUGAAAGGAGUGAGGAGCUUUGUCAAAGGUGUCAACGAUGGCCAGCAGGGGGCACCAGAACAUCCACCUGUGCAAAUCCUGCUCUACUGUAUGGACCACAUCACUUUUCCAAAAGUCAAGAUCUCAGAUAGCCAGCUUGAGUGGAGGUUACAGCCAAAUAGAAUGGCUUGCUCCCGAAGAUUUUGACAUUCAGAGGCCUGGAUGGUUAGGACAUCAACAUAUGAAUUUGCUGCUGGGCACAACUCAACCAGUGAUGUUCCAUGAAAGAAACUACCGAAAAGGAAAAAGACCAAAGCAAGAUUUCUAAGUGGUGGGAUUUAGAAAGAAGGGAAGAGAUGUACCUUAGGACAUUAGCUACAAGCUUGACCGCUCUGCACUGGGCCUGUGCAAAAGGCCACCAAGACAUGGUAGCUUUCCUCAUAAGCCAAAGAUGUCUACUUGAUCCGCAAGAUAAAAGGGCUGCAACACCGCUGAUAAAGGCUGUACAGUGUCCCGCUGAGAACUGUGCUACACUCUUACUGGAUCAUGGGGCUGAUCCAAAUAUUGAGGAUGAAAUUGGCAACACUGCUCUCCACUAUGUGGCCUACGGAGAAAAUAUAAGAAUAGCCGAAAAGCUGCUUUCCAGCAAUGCAGAUAUCGAAAAGAAAAAUAAGACUGGCCUCACACCACUGUUAGUGGCUAUUCAACAAAACCAAGAAACUAUGGUUAAAUUUUUAAUAUUACAGAAUGCAGAUGUUUUUGCAGUUGAUAAUCUAAACAGAACAUCCCUCAUGUUUGCGGGACGGUAUAGUACGGAAAACAUAGUACACAUGCUUCUUGAACUAGGGGUUGAUGUGCUUUCUGAAGACAUUGCUGGACAUUCUGCUAGGGAUUAUGCUCUUCAAAAACGUAAUAUGCAAAAUUACCAACUCAUUUCGUUGUUUCGAGAAAAUGCUGCACUUGAGAAGAUUGUAAAUAGAAAUCCAGAUGAUGAGCAUUCUAAAGAAUAUAGAAAAAGGCUUUUGGAAAUACCUGAUGUUAAUCAUGAACUGCUUAUAUCAUAUGAGGAAGGCCUCAAUUCAUUUGCCAAGAAAGACUUAAUUCCAGGACAUACAACUGCCAUCAUUCACAGUGCACCAGAAGAGCAACCCAAUAACGACAGAAUAACUCGUGUUCAUGGAGUCCAUGAAGAUAACAAAUGUGGAGCAGAAGAUGAAGCUAAAGAAUCAACUUCAGACCCUGAGGAAGGAACGUCAACUAUAGCGGGUAAGAAGAGUAAAAAAUGUUUUUUCAUCACUCAAGUUGCUCCACAACAGCCAAUUAAUAAACAUGGGCUGGACUCUGAUCACGCAUUGGACAAAGAUAACAAACGUAGUAAGGAGUCUACCUCCCAAAGAGAUCCUGAAGACAACAACUCACCAAGGAAUUCGAAGGAAGGAAUGUCAACCUUAGCGAGUAAGAAGGGCUUAAAAGAUAUCGCCAUCACUCAAGUUGCUCCACAACAGCCAAUUAAUGAAUAUGCGUUCAACUAUGAUCGUGGAUUGGACAAUGGUAACAUGGGUAGUAAGGAGUCUACCUCCCAAAGAGAUCCUGAAGACAACAACUCACCAAGGAAUUCGAAGGCAGGAACGUCAGCUGUAGCGGGUAAGAAGAGUAAAAAACGUUUUUUCAUCGCUCAAGUUGCUCCACAACAGCCAAUUAUGAACUCUGAUCACGGAUUGGACAAAGAUAACAAACGUAGUAAGGAGUCUACCUCCCAAAGAGAUCCUGAAGACAACAACUCACCAAGGAAUUCGAAGGAAGGAAUGUCAACCUUAGCGAGUAAGAAGGGCUUAAAAGAUAUCGCCAUCACUCAAGUUGCUCCACAACAGCCAAUUAAUGAAUAUGCGUUCAACUAUGAUCGUGGAUUGGACAAUGGUAACAUGGGUAGUAAGGAGUCUACCUCCCAAAGAGAUCCUGAAGACAACAACUCACCAAGGAAUUCGAAGGAGGAAUCCUCUGCAGAACCUCUAAAGAGGGAAGAAGUUGCAGUGCCUAUCUCCGGAAUAAGUGAUGAAGCUGUAGAAUCACCGUGGGAUUCUGAGGAAGAAACAUCAAGUGGAAAGGGUGAAGGUCGUGCUGCCACUGGAGGUGUCCCAGAAGGAGAUAUUCUGGAUUAUUUCCUGUCAUGUAGUUGGGCAAGGAUAGCCAAAGAGAGAAAAGCGUCAAUGGCAUCAAGUGGAGAUACUGAAAAGGAUGUGGCUGUCAGUCUAAGUGCCCAAGAGCAUGCAAAGGACACAUUAUCUGGUAUUGCUGGAGUGCCAGAAGACAAAACUAUUGAUAUGCCUGGCUUCAGACCAGAUGAUGAGCCUUUAAAAUACUCCUUAAAGUCUGAGGCAGGAACGUCAGCUGUAGCGGGUAAGAAGAGUAAAAAAUGUUUUUUCAUCACUCAAGUUGAUCCACACCAGCUAAUUAUGAACUCUGAUCACGGAUUGGACAAAGAUAACAAACGUGGUAAGGAGUCUACCUCCCAAAGAGAUCCUGAAGACAACAACUCACCAAGGAAUUCGAAGACUAUUUCUACAAAUUCUUGGAAGGAAUCCAUUAAUCAAUCAAUGGCAGCAGAUGCAAAAGGAAAAGAUAUGAAUGAACCACUGGAAGAGUUUGCUAAGGGAUCCACUGAAUUGACGCCUCGUCUGGAAGCAAUACAUCCCUUUUUGGCAACAUCAGUGGGAAUGAAUGAAGUACAAACAUGCAGACAAGUUACAGGCAGAAUCAAGUUAAAACCAAUACCAAAACAUCUCAAGAGGCAUUUCCUUCCUCACUGCAAUACUAAUCAAUAUAAAAGCACAGAACUUGAGUUAAAAAAUGUCAAGUCUUCUCCAACAAAUAAUGACAUUAAAACAGCACCCAAGGAAGAACAAGAAUGGCUUGAUGGAAGUGAAAAUAAGCAGUUUGAAGAAAAAGGGCAGCGUUGCCAAAGUAAGGAAAUGGAAGUGUUAAGAAACUUGCAUGAAAGUGCUGCUCCUCCUGAGGACAGUGAUGGUUGUGGACUGAAUCAGCAGAGACAGAGUGGGGACCUUGACAACCAGCAAUCUGCCACUAAGAAGAGUGAAGAAUAUUAUUCCUGCCCUGCCUUGCAUAUAAAGGAAAUAAAAAAUGAAAAUGAAAAAGUGACUUCCAUGGAGUAUGGGAUUAGACCAGUGUUUGAGAAUGGCUUUUCACUCACUAGAAGUCUACUGCAAGUGAUUUAUGACAACAAUCUGAGUGAGCUCGAUCGUCUUAAAAGGGAACAGUUAAGAAGAAAAGAAAAGCAAUAUCAUAAAGAAGAAGUGAAACAAGAAGAAGUGACACAUAGAACACUAGAAAUGGAUGUGAGGACUUCAAAAAACAAUUUGACCCAGUUCCAAGAAUCAGAAGAUGAACAAAAGGCGGUGGUACAAAACACUGAGAAAAUUCAGGAUCAUCUGGAAAAGCAUGAUCAGGAAAAUCGUGAGUUGAAAGAUACAAUACUAAAGCAAGCAAGGGAAAUUAAAAAUCUUCAGGAAAUCCUUUUCAGACUAAUUUCAGUAGAUAUGAAACACCUGCAGCAGCAACAGGAUUACAUUGAGAAAAGGCAAUGUAAAUCAGAGGCAUCGCUGAGAGAUAUGGCACAGUUUUACCUUAAGUUAAACAGCAAGAUGCAGGAUAUAAUGAACAAGUUAGAUGAAAUCGUCAGAAAAGUAUGUAUGAUAUCUAGCAUGUCAAUAAGAAUUCUAGAGCUUAGAGUUUCCAAAUACAAAUAUCAUAAGACCCUGCUUUAUUUGAAUAUGAAAAUCUUGGCACAAUUUUAUCAUUAUGCACUUACUUCUUAAACUCUGAUAUCCACUAUUUAUUGUUAUAUUCUUUAUUAAAAUAAUACUCACUGUUAAAAACUUGAGGAAUAUAUAUCAUUUUUCACAGAAAAUGCACAUUUUUCUCAAUAUUUUCAGUGAUAUCAAUUGUCAUGAUAAAACAAGGCAGAUUGAAUCAGAGGAUAAAAUUUAGCAGAAUUCUCAAAAAAUACAUUUCUUGUUUCACUUAUGUGAAUGGAUACAAAACCUAUGUUUAUUGAUCCUGUGUAUUUCAGAAUAAAUUUUCAAAAUACUUUAUACUAUGCUGAAAUGCACAUUUUAAAAUAU
Molecule: messenger RNA, 4824 nt
Organism: Oryctolagus cuniculus (rabbit)
Lineage: Eukaryota; Metazoa; Chordata; Mammalia; Lagomorpha; Leporidae
Source: RefSeq, a predicted model, not a curated record